GACGUAAGGGUUUCUACCACGCCUGACCGCACGGGGGCGCUGCUGCACACUGACGUGCACUUAUUGUUCCCUAGAACGAGACAGGACGUUACCAUGACAUCAAACAAUUUACAAAUAUGUCGACUUUCUAAUCUGAAGUGAGCCCCAUGGCUAACGUGGUUCAUAGGGUCUAUUCUCCCGCCGUCACACGCCAGGUCGGAUGGUUUUUGCUGCUGUUUUCCUUGGCUCGCACUCAGAACACUCUCGUCUUCCAGCCGGCGUUUCUGACUGCAACUGGUCCAACUGUGAGCGCACUUCUGCUUGGAAACACGGCGAACGUCUCUGUGCAUCUGAGGACUGUGUCUCCAUCCAAUACCACAGGAAGUAUUGAAUCUCCAACAUGCGUGGAUGAAGCAACUCAGUGGGUGCUCACAAGAGAGCAGGUCGAAAAGACUGCAGUUCGAGUUCAGCUGAAGCUGGAUAAGAAUCUGCGUUUGUGUGGUAAGAAUGAGACUGCAGACUGCUGUCCGAAGCCACUGUGUGUCCUGGAGACCCUCCAGGUGUCUGCUUGUGUGAGCAGCGCACCUCAGGCCUCGCUGCUGAUCCAGGCCACCAUAAAUGCGCUGUUGGUUCCUGCUAAUGGUGUAUCUGAAAAUAAAACAGUGAUUCCAAACCAAGUGUACCAACCAUUAGGCUCUUGUCCUUGUGAUCUCACAUUCAGAGCAUGUGAUGUACGCUGCUGCUGCGAUAAGGAUUGUUCCACUGAAGAGCUGAGGCUAUUUGUGUCCCAGUGUUUCCCAGGGCCCUUUGGUGGACAGGUCUCCCCUGUUCCAGAGUACCAGUGCUCUGAACAAACUGCUAAAAACUCACCAGACUGGUUUCCAUUUUUAUGUGUCAAUUCUCCACUGGAAAACAACCCGUAUCUUGGUCUCUUUUACCAUGGAGACACAAUUACAUCUAAGCCUGGUCCAUCCUUCCAACGGCCUGUUUUGUCAGCUCCAGCGCCAGUUAAUGUUUACAUUCAAGGAAGUCCCAUUCUCACACUGAAUAACCAGUACUUCACAAUUCCCCAGAAAAUGCUUGGGCAGUGUGUAAACAAUGCACCUGUAGCAUUUUUGAACAAUUUUAAAGUUGACUGUAGAUCUUUGCUAAGUUUCUGUCCAACUGGAUCUCCCUUGCAUACACUACCAACAGAUUUGAGUGUCAACGUUGGGAAUGGAGAAGGAGGUGGUGUUGUAGUGGAUGUAAUUGAUGAAGUAGCUGCUGACCUAAGUCCCUUUAUUUCAAGCACAACUCUUUUUGCCUCUUCAGGUGAGAGUUUGCAAUGUGAAAAUGUGACCUUGGCACUGGACUAUAAAUUCUACUGGAAAGGAAAUGGCAUCACAAAUAUCACACUUACACGCACAGUUGGAACUAUCAUCUUCAAGGCCAGUGUGGCAUUAACUACCAGGUAUUCUGCCGUGUUUUUAAAUGGAGCAUCCGUUGGUGAGCCCAACUCAGGGAACCCAGGUUACCAGGUGGGAAGACCUGUCAUUGGCGGAAUAUUACUGGGCACUGCUGACAAUUACACAGGCUCCAUACAGAGAACAUCAGUUGAUCUUUGGAAAGCAGUGAGCGAUGGACUCUGUUCUACUGCUGAGAAAAAGCCAAUCCUCUUUGGAGAAAAUUCAACAUCAGGAUGUCUGUUACCUGUCAGCCAACAGAAUCUGAGUCAGUGCGAUCUCCUGAGAGACACCAUUACAUCUCUCCAGGGAGCUUUAAUAACUGCUAGAUAUGUGGCAAGGAAUGGAAACCCAGAUCCUUUAACUAUGACAGACUGGGUUAACAUAAGCUUUGUGACGUUAAACUCAAGUUCACUGAUGGAAGACACUACAAGUUCAUGCUAUGGGAUCCCAUCUCACUAUCACAUCCAUGUUUGGAGUUCUGUCACUGGCGUGGUGCAGGGCGUACCCCAAAGGGAUAUCCGUGCUUUGCAAGUCAGCUACAGCCUGUCAACCUGGGCCCUGGAUUGUGGAGGAGGUGUCUCCUCAUGUACCAACCCAGUGGAGACUCAACUCUUCCCCAUCACCUCCUCAGUCACCUUCAUAAACAUUCCUGUCAAUACAACACCACCAAAAACUAGAUUCCAGAUCAACUUCACAGAAUAUGACUGUGACAGGAAUGAUGUGUGUUGGCCCGAGCUCAUCUUUCCCAUCACCAAGUAUUACACAGGUGAGCCGUAUUCUCAGUCACUGGCAAAGGGCCUUAUCUUGGUGUUCUUCUUCAUUAUUGCAUCAGUUCUUGGGACUCCGUGGAGACAAAUUCGACAGGCGUGGAGCAGUGCUGCUCUCUAACACUGAGAAAACACAAAGAAGGCAGGAUAAUGGAAGAGAGGAUUAUUUAAGCCCACACAUUAGAAUAUAUUACAUACAAAUAUAGGUCUUUAGUUUGUAAAUGGUUGAGAAUGUAAAUAUCUGUUUCUGGUGCAUGUGAUUGUAAUAAAAUAUAUUUUUAAUAAUUUU
This is a messenger RNA of Betta splendens (Siamese fighting fish), 2480 nucleotides long. It is a transcript of the gene tctn2, whose product is annotated as tectonic family member 2. Bases 147 to 2312 code for a protein of 721 amino acids. The transcript is spliced from 18 exons. Gene Ontology annotation, biological process: smoothened signaling pathway; protein localization to ciliary transition zone; cilium assembly. The record is from RefSeq and is a predicted model, not a curated record. NCBI's taxonomy places the organism in Eukaryota, Metazoa, Chordata, Actinopteri, Anabantiformes, Osphronemidae. Gene Ontology annotation, cellular component: MKS complex.